AUGCGGAAGAGACGCGAUCCCAAGGAAAUUACUCUUACUCAGGAGGAAUUGGACGGCUUGCAGCGCGAGUUAGAGGCUGCCCACAGGAGGAACGACAAUCUGAUGUCAAUCAUUCGUCACAGGAUCAGGAGGGAAUGUGACGAAUUGUUGACAAACGAUUGCUUUGAUAAAGAGGUCCAACACAUUCAGGAUCUCUUGGACCUGGCAAUGGAGGCUGACGCUAAGAUACAGGAAGCUGAGAAUCGGGCGGAGGCCAACGACCUGGAAAACCAGCAACUGCGGGAGGAACUCUUGGCCAAUGAACAAGAUUUGGCUGAACAUCGGAGAGAAAUUCUCGAGGUGAUGGAUUUGAAUUUGGCACUGGAAAAAAAAUUAUCCAAGAAUGAACGCCAUAUUCAAGAACUGAAAGACGAAAAUGCAGCGAAGGAAAAAGAACUUUGCGAGCACAAAUGCCAGAUUCAAGAACUGAGAGACAUUAAUCUGGCGAAGGAUGAAAAGCUCUGUGACAACGACGAGUUGCAGAAAGAAAUAACAGAUCCAAAUAUGGAGAUUAUGCCACUGAAGUCGGUGCAAGAUUUUGAUGCGCUCUUGAGUAAAUGCAAGAUAAAUGAACAAAAUCUCCUCAGCUGUGAAAAAGAAGUUCAGUAUCUUAGGAUGAAAUUACAGGAGAAGAAUGAGGAAAUAAACAAGUUUGUCCUAUGUGAGAAGGAAGUCGAACUAUUAAGGAAGGAAUUAGAGGACAAAGACAAGAGAAAUGAACAAAAUCUCAUUAGGUGGCAAGAGGAAACUGAAUAUCUUAGGAAGACAUUGCAGGAGAGGAAUGAAGAAACAAGAAAGCUUGUCCUAGGUGAAAAAGAAGUCGAAGUAUUAAGGAAGGAAUUAGAGGACAAAGACAAGUAUAAACUUGAACCAUAUGAAAAGCAAAUUGAGGGUCUGAAGAAGGAAUGUGGUGAAAAAAAGAUGGCUCUUGAUGAACUUGUUAGCCUAAGAGAAGCUGACAAGAAAGUUAUAGCUGGCUUGCAAAGGCAAACUGAAGAACUCAGAGGAGAAUUGGAAGGCAGAAAGCAAGAGAGAGAUGAUCUCCUGACUUCAGAGGCCACUCUAAAGCAGAACCUCGCCAAAUCUGAACUGGAAAUAAGUGAACUGAAAACUGAAGUCGAGAUGUUGAGGAGUCAUGUUAAUCAACACGGCAAAUGUAUCAAAGAAAUAGAAGAUCUUGGGAUACAAAAUGCGCUGAUGGAGGAAAAACUCCAGGAAUGUCAACAGGAAAAAGAAGUCCUCCGGAAGGAAUUAGAAAAGAGGCAGAGGGAUAACGAGAAGCUUUUGAGUUGGACCAAGAGGAACGAAGAUGAGAUAAAGAGGAAGGACUUAGAAAUAGAAGACCUUAUGAAAACAAGGGAACAACAACGGUGCCAACUGGAUUCCAUGCAGUCUCGGUUUCAGAAAAUGAAUGCUGCCAUCGAUGACAAGUUCUCCGAACAGGAAAAGAAGAUAAGGCGCCUUCGCCAGGAAGUUCAGGAGAAGAACAACUUGCUGAAUGAAUGCAACCAGAAGCUGAAACAAGUCGAGGUGGAAAGUAACCACCUGAAACAGCAGGCCGCUGAGGCUGAGGAACGACUAUCAGGACUCAACGAGAUUUUCAUUCAAAAUCAGAGGAAUGAGAAUGAGAGAGAAGUUGAUGAGCUUAUAAACGAAUUAGAGGACAAGCUUGUUAAGAGUGAGAAGGAAGUAGAAGUUCUUAGGCAUGAACUAAAGAAGAAGGACCUGAAUCAUGAAGAGAUUGUAAACCUGGAAACGACGGUUAUGUGGCUUCGACAGGAAGUUGAGGAGAAAAACAACUUGCUGGAGGAAUGCAUAGCCCAGCGGGACAGCCUCAACCAGAAGCUGAAACAAGUCGAGGUGGAAAGUAACCACCUGAAACAGCAGGCCGCUGAGGCUGAGGAACGACUAUCAGGACUCAACGAGCUUUUCAUUCAAAAUCAGAGGAAUGAGAAAUUAGUAAUUGAUAAACAGAGAGAAGCUGAUGAGCUUAGAAAGGAAUUGGAAUAUAUAAACAUUAUAGAGGACAAGCUUGUUAAGCGUGAGAAGGAAGUAGAAGUUCUUAGGAAUGAACUAAACAGGGUGGACCUUGAAUCUGAAGAGACUGUAAACCUGGUGGAUCAAUUAGAUGUCAUGGGGUCUCGCUUUCGGAAACUACUUGAUGCCUUUGAUUUCGAGAUCUUUCAUCAGAAUAAGAAAUAG
Molecule: messenger RNA, 2241 nt
Organism: Macrobrachium nipponense
Lineage: Eukaryota; Metazoa; Arthropoda; Malacostraca; Decapoda; Palaemonidae
Product: golgin subfamily A member 6-like protein 6
Exons: 1
Coding region: 1-2241 (746 amino acids)
Source: RefSeq, a predicted model, not a curated record